AAGUUUUGCAAUCGGUUAUGUUAUUGUUUGGCAAUGUUUCUGAAUUUUAGGAUAUAAGAUACAUGUUCGAAAUACCCAAACUAGUGACUUAAAAAGAGAAGUCACUAUUUGAGAAUAGUGCAUAACACGUUUAUACGUUUCGUACUGCGCAAGAAGCGGGAGAGGUAGCAAAUCGGAGAGUUGCGUGCUGUUUUAUUCGGUGUUUGCUUCCUGUUUGUGAAUUUCGUAAAAAACUGCGUUUAUCUUACGUUUGACGAGGUCUUACGUGCUUGUGCACCCGACAAACAUUUUUUAGACUAUAUAAUGGGUUAAUAUUUUAGGUAAUGUACAACUCUUUGUGUAUUUCAUUGCAUAUUAUGAAUUCAGCAUAAAUGUUGCAUCUUAUAAAAAAUCUUUUAUAUUGGAAUGUUAUAUGACAGCUUAUAAAACACAUGGCAGACCAGAACAGUACAAAUUGUGAUGCACUUUGUGCAAAUGAUGAAGUUGAAAUUGAAAGUCUAAACAAGAGGUUGUUACAGUUAUUGUCUGUGACGAAAACUCCAUCAAAAGCUGAUGUUAAAAGUAGCACAUCUCAGCCAUUGUGUAAUAUUAAUAAUGAUAGUAGUGACAGCCUUAGAGAUGAAACUAAAGCAUCUAAUUCACAGAUGUUUAGUCAUUAUAAAUAUGAUUGUUCCUUUUUACAUCAUGAUGCGCCAGUUAAUUUGUCUACUGUACCAAAUUAUCUACCACCCAUUGGUGUAUUUUGGGACAUAGAAAAUUGUCAUGUUCCGAAAGGAAGGUCUGCCAUAGCUGCAACACAAGUAAUUAGGGAAAAAUUUUUUAGUGGUUAUAGGGAAGCAGAAUUUAUUGUGGUAUGUGAUGUUUGUAAAGAGAAUAGUCAAGUUGUAAAAGAAUUGAAUGAUGCUCAGGUCAAUCUAAUACAUGUAGCGAAAAGAUGUAAAAAUGCUGCUGAUGAGAAGCUUAAGCAAUCUAUUAGGAGAUUUGCUGAUAUUCAUGGAAGUCCAGCAGCUGUAAUUUUAAUAUCUUGUGAUAUUAAUUUUGCUGCGGAUCUUAGUGAUUUACGUUACAGAAAGAAAAUUCAUGUGAUACUUUUACAUAUGAAGAAUACAUCUGAAGCAUUAAUAGUAUGUGCUAAUGAGCAUUAUGAUUUUUUAGAACUUAUGGAAUCACUGCCGUCCAGGACUGUAAAGGUUGCUGUACAUUAUGACCUUCUAGUUAGCAACCUUCCUGAAGAUCAAAAUGUUGUAUCCAUUAAACGUCGUCUAAAGCAAUUAUCUGAAAAUUGUGGUGGCCGAGUAGUAGAAAUUCAAUCAAGUACUGCAAUUGUCCGCUUUACUUCAAAAAUCUUUGCUAUCAGGGCUCAGAAACGUAUGGAUGGCGAGAUUGUCCUUGGUUCGAAAAUUUGUGUAAAAUUUCAAAAAGAGAAAAGGAAUAAUUUCCAUAAAAUUCAAGGAAAUUCUACAGGAAAGAAUACUUCUAUAAGUGAAUCAGAAAUUGUUACUAGUUCUCCUAAACAAAUGUAUAGUGCGAGCGCUUCGUUAGCGGCUGGGAGAGCCCUUCAUGUUCCACAUUAUCAAUCUUCGUCACCUGUUAUUGGAGCAUAUUCCGGAUGGAGUGCUCACUGUGCUCCUGUUCCAGCGCCACCAGGAAUAAUACAACCGCCAUCUAUUUUUGUUGGGAGACCAUAUUCAAAUAAUAAUAAUGUAAGUUUUAAUAGAAAUUACAAUGAAUUAUCAAGGGUCCAAUCUCCACUGCUUUGGCAAAUUUCUGGUUCUCAACAAUUUAGUCAUAUGUGGGAAGAACAGUAUAAAGUGGAAAAGACAAAAGUACUUAGUAGAAGGAUUCAUAUCCCGCAGGCUCGGGAUAAUGGAGUAGCGAGUAAUACAUCUUCUCGUACUCCUGAAAAUUUAAGACGUAUUAGAGGAACGCACACGUCUUUUGUUCAGUCUGCUGAAUGGACUGGAUCAAGGCAACAACAUCCUUCAUUAAAUACUUCAUCAAGUUUCAAUGGAACUGGUCAUGCUCAGCCAAAUUUUAAUCGUCGUAGUCCAUCUCCAUUGUGUGACCUGCAACCAAGAGAACGACAACAGUGGAAUGGACAGAAUCAACACUCUGUACCUUCACGAAGUUCUAGAACGCCUUCACCUUAUGAGAAUACAGUACAAACAGCAAACCAACAAAACAGUCACACUUCACCUUAUCAUUUAGGUGAUGUAGAAAGCGAAGAAGUUGAGAAAUUUUUCAAUCCAAUAAAUAAUCAUAAUGGAAGUUCGGUGAGCAACGAAACAUGUACACCUAUCGAAUUGCAAGUAACUAAUUUAGACCAAAGUAUUAACCCAAAAAAAAUGCGACACAUGCUUGCCUCUAUUUUCUUAGAACAUGUGAUGGUGUUAAAUGUUUCUAUGUUUACGCAAUCUGAUGGUAACUUUGCAGCAAGCGUUAAAGUACCUUCUUUAUCAGAUGCGCAGUACGCAAUUUCUCAAUUACAUCGUCGUAAAGUAGGAUAUAAACGUAUUUUAAUAGCGUAUGCUCACAGCGGUAGAGCAAGCCCUCAAGUUGUGCGAGCUCAAAUCGUAAUGUUGUUGCAAGAAGUACCAGGCCAUAAACUUCCACUUUUUAAAUUUCGAGAAAUGUACGAGUGUCGUUUUAUGAUUUCCAUCAGCGUAUCCGAACUAUAUAAAAUGAAAGAUGUUUGUAUUGUGACGGAAGAUCCUGGCGGUAGAAUGGUAUCCCUCAAUCCAGAUCACAGGAACACUCCAUCGCCAUGUUUCAAUACUACAACUCAGGAGGAACAAGUAGAGUUACCCUAUUGUACUAUUCAUACGUUAAAACCGUGGUCGGAUAAAGGAUGGGCUGAACAGAAAGUAGCGUCGCUUCCAAACGUGAGAAUUUCGCUGAAAGUUCUUGAUCCACGUAUACAUCAAUUGCUGACGAUGCAUAAUGGAAGCUUACCAUUGCCUAGUUUGCCAAAUUGUUAUGAAGCUGAAUUUAAAGAAAAAUUACAAGUCUGUGAAAAUGGAGUACCUUUAGAACACUUAGUAUCCUGCUUAUCAUGUGUUGAAUUAAAACAGGGUAUUGGUAGUGUGAAAUACCUUAUUUGGACCGGGAAUAAAACUCACGAUAGUAAUCACGAAGAAAACAAGUGUGUGAGUCCUCCCCUUGCAAAUCAGUUAGCACUUUUUAGUCGUGAAUUAGUUGAUCUAUUAAAAACUGCUCCACAUUGCCAAUUGCCAUUUAAUAGAUUUAUACCUGCAUACCAUCAUCAUUUUGGAAGGCAAUGCAGGGUUGCAGAUUAUGGGUUCACUAAACUUAUCGACUUACUAGAAGCUCUUACUCAUACUGUGCAGGUAAUGGGCGAAGGAAAUAAUCGUGUAGUAACAUUAUCGCAUCGUGCACAAGUACGUCGUUUUACGUCAGAUCUAUUAAGAGUUUUAAAGUCCAAAGCUAGUAAACAAGUAGCACUCUCAGAAUUCCCAAGUGUUUAUUCCAGAGUAAUAGCUAAACCGUGGGAUAUUGUGGAUUAUGGUGUAUGCGAAAUUGAGGAUAUUCUUAGCGAGGUAUCAGAAAAUACUGUCGUGGUUACUACGAUUAGUGGUGGAGAUAAAAUGAUAGCGAUUCCUAAACGGGAACAAACAGCGGAAGAAAUGGAACGAACAAAGCAAUUCGCAGUCGAGGUAAUAGAACUACUGCGGCACGCUCCUCAAUGUAGAAUGCAAUUCAAUAAAUUUGUACCAUCGUAUCAUCACCAUUUCGGCCAUCAGUGUCGCGUAUCAGAUUAUGGUUUCACUAAAUUAAUCGAAUUGUUUGAAGCUAUACCAGAAGUAGUUAAAAUAGAAGAUGACAAUUCUGGCGAAAGACAAAUUUCUUUAACUGAAAAAGAAGGCCUCCGCGUACUUUCUGAACAAAUAUCGAAGUUAGUCACGCGAUCGAAAGGUUGUCUUAGCAUUACAAGCAUCGCUCAACAUUUCUUAAGACAAUUUGGUUAUGCAUUGAAACCAGAAUUAUUUGGAUGCACGUCCAUAUUGCAACUUAUGCAAAAACUUGGAAACACUGUAAAGAUCAUGCAUCUGACAACUGGACCUACAAUUGUAAUGAUUAACAAGUCUCACUUGCAACAACUGACUUUGCAAUGUCGUCGGUUGUUAAUGGAUAGAGCACAAAAUAAGAUGCCACUUAAGGAGUUUCAACAAUUAUAUGUUCAGUAUUACUUAAAAUCGUGUAAUAUAGAUGAACUCAAGCAAAACUUGUCGAAUGUUGUUCAAUUUUCAAUGGUGAACGAUGAAGAAUUUAUACAACUUACUUCGUUACAUUCUUUCGCUUGUAAUUUAUAUCGAGUCAUGAUGAAUCAUGGUGGAACAUUGAAAUUCUCACAGUUUGAGACUGCAUAUUUAUCUACUAUAGGAUCUGUCUGCAAACCUGCAGAGUAUGGUUAUCCAACAAUUUUUUCACUCCUGCAGGCUUUACCUUGUACAGUAACGAUAAAAUUAUCACGGCGAAAAAAGUAUAUUAUAUAUCUGAACAGGAACAUAGCUGUUGCUGGUAUGCCAUUACCACCAACUUACACAUCAGCAUCGUCGUAUCGUGAUACGGAUUCUAGUAACGAAUCGUUUGAAAGCGAUUCGUCUUUUCGUAUUAACGUUUCUAGUAAUUCAAUUACAUCAGAGGAGCGUGCAAAAUGGGCAGGACAAACUGUUGAGAAUCAAAGUUCUUGGAAGCAGACUGAUGAGAAUAAUUUAUGGUCGAAAGAAUCUGAAAAAUCAUGGAAAUCAUCAGCUUCAGAAAAUCAGUUAGCUAGUUGGUCGUUACAAGAAAAUGGAAGUGAAAGUUUUAUUAAAAAUUUAAUGCAUACUUCAAUUAUAUCGCGUGGUUUUCCACCUCCACCUCCUAAACCAGAUUCUCCACCUGAGGAAAAUUUGAACAAAAACCAAUGGGAUUCAUCAGUUUGGAUGACUCCAACAAAGUUUAUGUAUCCACAGGAGGAACAUCCUACUAAUGUGCAGGUUCCCCCUAUCACAUUACCUCCUUCUUGGAAUCAACUUGUGUCCAGUGAUAGUGCAUCCAGUUUACUAUCGCCAACAAAAAAUUUGUUACCAGCUGCAGCAAAUCCUUUAAACCCACGUACUUCACCCUACUAUUCCUCUAAACUUAAUUUAGUUGUCGCUCCUCAUCCUUCUGAGUUGCCACUACCUUCGUUAUCCUUAACUCCUAAGAAAAAUGUUAUGUCCAAUGAAACUCCCCUAAAAAAAUCAGAAAAUAUUAAUAAUUCAGCAGAAGAAAUGACUCUUAAAAACAAUGGAAAUGAUAGCAAUAGCGUGGAAGAUGAUAACGAUAAGGAAAAAUAUAAUACUCCUGUAAAGCAGUCGUUUACGAGUAAACGUCGUUUAGCUGCUCAGUUUAAUCGACCUAUUGAGUCGUGAAGAAUAAAGUGAAGUAGGAAAAGUGUACAAACGCAUCAAGUACGCUAAAGAAGUGAAGAUUACCAGCAUCGAAAACAUCAUGUAGUGUGUUGAUAUAAUUAAUAAAGGAGGAAUUUAUAGCAUCUCGGUAGGCUGUCACACAGCGGGUCAAUACCUACACACCAUUCCUCCGAAUGAUGGUAGGUACCCCUCAUUUAUAUUUAAAAAUAUACGGUAGUAAUAUAUCGAUUUGAUACAUACAGAAUAAAAGAACAGAAUUUAUUUUCAAGAAGUAUGAAAAUAUACAUAUAUAUAUAUAUAUAAAUAUCUAUAUACUAAGUGAUUAUAAUUUCUGAUUAUGAAAAUAUAAGUGUGCGGCGUUUAUACCGAGUGAUAUACACUGAUUGUAUUAUGUAUCAAAUUCAUGUAGCAUUUUUCAUACUGUGAUAUAGAAUAGAAAGUGCAAAUGAUAUGUAAUGAUACACAAGAACAAAAAUUUAUAAAUGGGUAAUAAUUGUACACCUUUCGUAGGAUUGGGUCAAAAUUCUAUAGUAAAUUUUACUUAUUUCGUUAUGCUAAAUACAUCAUUUGAACGUAAACCGGAUGAUAUUUUGAAAAUAAAAUUUCGUUUAUCAUAUACACGAAUAUUAGAUACUCAUUUAUAUUUUAUAAUAUUAUAUAACAAAAUACGUAUCAAUUCAAACUUUAUUGGCUCAACCCUAUCCGUAAAUUAUUGGGAAAAGCGAAUUGUAUUCAAAUAUUGAAGAUCGUUAAAAUUAUCUACAUGAUAAUGUUAUUAACAAUUACAACAUUGAAUGCAAUUCAUUUUGUAUCGUGUAUACAUUCUACUUUGUAUUUUUAAUUGUACAAUUAUUUUUCUCAUUCGUGUCAGAAAUUUUCUUUCACUAUUAUCUGUUCA
Molecule: messenger RNA, 6315 nt
Organism: Megachile rotundata (alfalfa leafcutting bee)
Lineage: Eukaryota; Metazoa; Arthropoda; Insecta; Hymenoptera; Megachilidae
Gene: Marf1
Product: meiosis regulator and mRNA stability factor 1-like protein
Biological process (GO): regulation of gene expression
Cellular component (GO): peroxisome; cytoplasm
Molecular function (GO): RNA nuclease activity; CCR4-NOT complex binding; nucleic acid binding
Source: RefSeq, a predicted model, not a curated record